Molecule: messenger RNA, 3880 nt
Organism: Mercenaria mercenaria
Lineage: Eukaryota; Metazoa; Mollusca; Bivalvia; Venerida; Veneridae
Product: speckle targeted PIP5K1A-regulated poly(A) polymerase-like
Exons: 19
Coding region: 139-2967 (942 amino acids)
Cellular component (GO): mitochondrion
Molecular function (GO): RNA binding; poly(A) RNA polymerase activity
Source: RefSeq, a predicted model, not a curated record
CACUUUAUUGUCAAGAUUUUGUAGAGGAAGUUCUAUUUCUUCCAUUUUACUCGGAUAAGACUUAAAGUCCAAAGUUAACUUGUAAGCCUUCCCUACCCACGUCUGCACGUGACUUGAGCCAAGUUGAGGUUAGAAAUUAUGAACCAGCAAGGUGUACUACACUGCGAAGUUUGCAAUGCACAGUUGCCAAAUUUCAAUUCCAUGAGAUGGCAUAUUCAAGGAAAAAAGCAUCAAAAUGCUCUCCAGUUCUGGGAGAAAAAGAAAGAGACAGCCAGACUGAGUAUCUUUGUACGCAACUUCCCGAUGGGCACUACAGAGCAAGAAUUGUGGCAAUAUUUUGCCCAGUUUGGACGUGUAACAAAAGUCACCAUUGUUCCUCCAAAGAAUCUUUAUGCUAUCAUUGAGUUCAGUAGUGCCGACACAGCUGACUAUGUCCUGCAACAAAAUAAUCACAAGCUAAACAGCCAGAAUUUAAUUGUGAAGUCUAGAGAAGUUGAGGUUCCUGGCCAACCUGCCACAAAUAGGUAUCAGCAUGGGUACCAGCAGUUUAGAGGUGGUGGACACCUUGGGAUGGGACCAAUGAUGAGAGGGAGAGGAGGCCCAGGCCCUGGGCCAGGUCCAGGUCGUGGUGGCUACGGUAUGGGCCGAGGAGGGUACCAGGGUAACUAUGGCCCUGGUCCCAUGUAUGAUCAGGGCUAUUAUGAUGAUCAGGAGCCGGGUUCCAGCAAGAAGAAAAAAGCAAAUGUUGAAGACCAGAUAGAACAGUACUAUCAUGAGGAACUGAUUGAGAAACUUAUGAAAGUGAAAGGGGUUCAGAACCAGUUGGAAUGGCUGUGCCAGAACCUGCAGGUGACAGCCGAAGAGGCUCAGACCAAGUUUCAGUUAUGUGAGAAGUUGCAGGCCUGUCUUGGAAGGUUUUUCCCAGGAUGCACUGUAAACCAGUUUGGCUCGUCUGUCAAUGGAUUUGGAUUGAGUGGAUGUGACAUGGACAUUUUCCUGGAUCUGAGUACAAUGCACGGCAGAACCUGGGAACUUGAGCCAGUCAAACUACCAUUUGUGCGAGACUUCAGGUUUCUAAAGGAGAAAGAAUGGGGUCCACUGAUCCCUUCUGAUCUAGACAAGAUGGGAAUGACAGACCAGUGUAAACUGAUAUCUCGUAUACUGAUAGACAACCUAGAGGGUAUUCUGGAUGUACAGGUCAUCCCCAGUAACAGGUGUCCACUGGUCAGGUUUAGAUAUACCAACUGUGACGUGAAGUGUGAUCUGUCAGUGAAUAACAAAUUGGCCCUUCAGAAUACAAAGUUGCUCUACCUGUAUAGUGUACUCAACAGUAGAGUAAGACUACUGGUUUAUGCUAUACGAUAUUGGGGAAAGGCAAAGGGAGUUUCUGGUAACCAGAAGGCCAGCACAAAGCUGUCAAACUAUGCUCUUACAUUGAUGGUACUAAAUUACCUGCAGAAUUUGGAUCCUCCUGUUCUACCAACCAUCGAGAAACUGUCACAGCUACAUGGGGCAGCAGCACGUACAAAGAUUGAGGGAUGGGACUGUACAUUUGCUAUGGAUUGGCAGAUCAUUCCACAGUCCAACAACACUCAAACUGCAGCCGAGCUUCUGUCUGGAUUUUUCUCCUAUUGGAGUGCUUUCAAUUUCAUGGACAAUGUUCUAGUGACAAAAUCAGCCACAGAAAUGCCAUUCACACAGUUCUUUGAGAAGGACAACAUGCAGGAUGGCAGAUUGAGGAGCUUCAAGGCUUCAGCUAUGAACAUGCAAGACCCAUUUGUGUUGAAUCACAAUAUAACACAGAAUGUGAAUGAAAAGACACGAGAUAAGAUUGUACGUGAGUUGAGAAUAGCAGCUAUAAAAACAUCAGUGUGGGGAAAUGAGGGAUUCUCUAUGACCACACCAUCUGGGGGAGGAGAUCUGAUUCAUUUGUUGAACAAUGAGGUACCAGAUAUCAUUCUACAAGAGGACCAAGAAAAACAGGAACAGAUCAUGGAGAAAGGUCGCAUGCCAGCAAGGGAAGCUGGAGAGUAUGAAUUUGAGAUUGAGCUUAAACCAACUCAGAUGUCAUCUAAGUUACUGAAGCAGCUACAGAAGGGAGAGAACUACAGGGUGGAGUGGUGUAAGAAAAUAUGUGAAUUUAUUAUCAGAAUCCUCAAAGAGGUGUUAAUGUUGACUGUGGAAGAGUUACCUGAGGCAACUGAAGAAAUUAGGCAGAAGAUGAAGGAAGAAAUGGCAAAAAAAGCUGCGGCUGAUAAAAGAAAUAAUGAAAUCAAGGAACGACGCAGACUUCGCCGGAUAGAAAAAAGGAAAGAACUGGAAGAAAAACUAAAGAAAGAAGAGGAAGAGCUGAAACAGAAAAUGAGUGAAAGUGAAGGGGCAGCAAGUGGUGAGCCAAUGGAAGAGGGUGGAGCUGAGGCUGGGACUUCUGGUAAAGAGGCAGAGAAAGCUGGAGAAAAGAGGUCAAGACCAGUGAGCAUCUUUGACAUUAAGGUGGAGCAGCCAAAGAAGUUUAAAGGCAUGAGGAAAUAUGAGUUGAACCUUGAUGAUAUGAUUGAGGAUUCGGAUGAUGGUGAAGAAAUUAUCGAGUACAAACCAGAUGAACCAGAGCUACGGUACAAGAGAGAGUGUGAGGCUGAGGUCAACUUCCAGCAUUACAUGAGAGCUUGGUGUAUGACAUGGGCGAGAAGGAAGAAGGCCAAGAACUAUCUUGUGAAUGAGGAAGGCAGGACUGAGGAGAACAUACCAAUGGAAAAGCUAAUCUCGAGCGCCAUUUGGCAAAAUGAUCGUGCUCCGUUAGCCCACCCUGUUGUAGGUUUCUACUGCUACAUGGAAUCUGUGAUGGAGGGCAACACUACCAAAGUGAGGGUGGAGAUGGAUUGUAAGGAAGGCUCGAGGGACUUCAACACAUUCUUUCAGUUCUCCAAGAUGUACUUAUACAGGAUGAUUGAGAAAUACUUCAAGUGAGAUUGAUGAUUUACAGUAAUUUAGAGACUGAUACAAAUUCUUGAAAACAAGAACAGACACAUUGAAAGACUUUGUGAACUAUAUUGUGCUUCUUUGUUUAAUUUGUAUUUUGAAAUUCUCAGCAUAGCACUUGGGUAUUAAGUGUUACAGUUUUCACACUUUCAGUAAUUGCAAAUUUGGUCUGUUUUGCAAAAUUUUGGAAAUGUCAAAGACUGGGAGAUGGAUUUAUAUUGUUUAAUGUUAUGAGUUUUUUUUCAGUUGUUUCUUGUACAGUACAUAAUUGUGUAGUUACUAAAAUUCUUGAUUUUCUGUAAAUAUUUUUUUUUUCGACCAAUUUAGAUCACAUCUGUGCAGUCUGAUAAUGAUCUGCAGUGUUUGCCAUUCCAUUAGUAUCUAUUUGGUAAGCAUCCCUUUUGACAGUUAAUGCUACUGUCAAAAUUGAACGAUAAACAAGUUUAUUAUAGUAAUUUAGCAGGGUAAGGGUUGAUAUUCAUUGAAUUUUCUCUAAAGUCCUCACAUGACUUUAAUUGUGUAAUCCAUAUAGGAUUUCUAAGCAUUGAGACUCUUAGUAAUAAUAUAUGUUUGAUCAUGACUUGACAUCAUUGGAGCCUAUUUCGUAUGACAAUGUUUCAUACUUCAGAUUAAAUGUAACCCUUGAUGGAUUUCAAAUUAUUUUGUUAAGAAAAAUGUUAAGAUUUGAAUCUUGUUCACCAUUAAAUUUCUUUUACUUGUUGUGAGUUUAUUGCUUUGACUUCUUUUCAUCUGAAGUCAUUUCGUUUUUAAACAUAAAAGAAGUGUGGUUAUCUCUUUGACGAUUGGCUCUUUAUGUUUUGAACAGGUUUUUAAUGUAUUUCAGAACAAAGAUAUGAAUCUGUAAUAACACUGUGCAUAAUGAUAAAAGGUAUCAUUGAAA